UUCACUCCAUGUGUGUGUGGACUAACAUCACAGUCUGGGAGAGUCACUGACGUUGAUCAGUUUGUCAGAGGCAGCGGUGCAUCUUUACCUCCUGCAGGAAAAACUUUAAAGACCUGUGAUGGAAAAAACGAUGGAGACAGGUGAAGUGGAAAUGUCUCUGAUGGCCCCAGGGUCUAAACAAGCUCCUGUGGAAGCAGCGCUCAACAGGUUUGAGAAGAUCUACCAGCCCUGUCUGGCUGAGCUGGUGGGAACUACCUUCUUUGUCUUCAUCGGCUGCGUGUCAGUCAUAGAAAAUGAGGGGUCGACAGGGAGACUUCAGCCCGCUCUGGUGCAUGGUCUGGCCAUAGCUGUCAUCGUGGCUUGUUUGGCCAAGAUCAGUGGUUCUCAUUUCAACCCUCCGUUCACUCUGGCCAUCUACCUGUGUGGGGGCAUGGAGCUGAAUCUGGUGGCCCCAUAUCUCGCCUGUCAGCUGGUUGGUGGAAUGCUGGGAGCUGCUAUGGCAAAGGGCAUGACCUCCAAGGAGAACUACGCCAGAGCCAACGGAGCUGCGUUUGAUGUGCUGCAGUCAGACGGUCAAGUGGGGAGAGCUCUGUUUGGAGAAGUUGCUAUGACCUGUUUGAUCACCAUGGUGCUGCUGCUGGGGGCGGUGAACUCCAGGACCAGGAACCCCAUGGUACCGUUCAUGGUCGGCUGCACUGUUAUCUUCACCAUCUUAGCUGGUGGGGGAGUUUCAGGUACAUGUAUGAACCCUGCCAGAGCCUUUGGUCCAGCUGUGGUGAGCAACUACUGGACUUACCACUGGGUCUACUGGGUCGGACCCAUUGCAGGAGGUCUGUUAGCAACCGUUCUGGUCAGACUCCUACUGGGAGACAAGAAGAUCCGUCUGGUUCUGAAGUGAAUCCCAUGUGACCAAUAUUAUCAGUACAACAUAACCACAUACUGUGUAUUUUCUGGGACAGUCAUCUAGUUAAAAAAUAUGGAAAGUUAAAAAAAAAAUCUAUCUCCACUGGUUUAAGAGUGCCUCUAACAAAGCUGUUUCAAAAAAACGUA
This is a messenger RNA of Cynoglossus semilaevis (tongue sole), 1050 nucleotides long. It is a transcript of the gene aqp8b, whose product is annotated as aquaporin 8b. Gene Ontology annotation, biological process: water transport; transmembrane transport. Gene Ontology annotation, cellular component: plasma membrane; basolateral plasma membrane. NCBI's taxonomy places the organism in Eukaryota, Metazoa, Chordata, Actinopteri, Pleuronectiformes, Cynoglossidae. The transcript is spliced from 5 exons. Gene Ontology annotation, molecular function: water channel activity. The coding region runs from base 119 to 898 and encodes 259 amino acids. The record is from RefSeq and is a predicted model, not a curated record.